Hibiscus syriacus is the source of this 1843-nucleotide messenger RNA. RefSeq names its product transmembrane protein 53-like. The coding region runs from base 345 to 1664 and encodes 439 amino acids. The record is from RefSeq and is a predicted model, not a curated record. NCBI's taxonomy places the organism in Eukaryota, Viridiplantae, Streptophyta, Magnoliopsida, Malvales, Malvaceae. The transcript has 4 exons.
AAUUUUCCUUUUUUAGUUUAAUGACAGGUUCUUGGUCAAUGGGGGCUGUCAUCUGUGUUGUCUAUACAACAACUGGUCUGGCAGUCAAUUUCUAUCUUUGAAUAUUAUAAAGCUUUGAAAAUGGAAUAUGUCAACCUUGGCUUGCUUUUUUCCCCUAAUCUAAUUCCAUUUUUUAUGUGGAAGUUGAAUUCUUUUUAUCUUUUUUGCAGGUGAUUCUCGUUGAUAACGUGUGUGAAAUCUUCUUUUGGCCUUCUGGGAGUUGAUUAUUUGAGACCAAACGUGUUUAUUUGAGGAUUGUUUCUUGUUUGUAUGACAUAGUUUGGUUUCUCUUCUGGUUGUGCAAUAUGAGUUCUUUGUCUGGUUCCGUUCAACGUCCUCUAAUGGCGGCGGUUGCCGUUGCAAUGGCUUCUGUUUCUGCUGAUUUCUCUGCUAAACUUCCAUCUCUUUCAUCGGAACUAAUAGGAACUUCAACAUCUAGUGUCUCACCAGAGUCAACUUCAUCAUUGGUUGCUCUUGUAUCAGCUUCCAAGCUUGCAAACCUGUCUUUCGUUACUCGAAUUCGCGUCCCGUUACCGAGCUUUUACUCUCCGGUUAACGUUUCAAACCGGAGUUUCGUUCCUGACCAGCUAUGUUCUUCUAUUGCUUCAUCUCCUCUAAUGGUGAAUUUGUAUCAGUUGGCAGAGUUGGACAAGGCAUCUAAGCCUGCAGAUGCAUUUCCAGGGAGUGUCCCUAUCCCUGCCCCGGUGCCUGAUGUUCUGUAUAGAUGGCAUUUGCCCGAGCCGAAUGCGAUCGAUAUAACCAGUACAUCGGAUUGUUCAUCGGUAAAGUCCCGGACGGUUGUUGUCUUGUUAGGGUGGUUAGGAUCCAAGCAGAAACAUCUUAAAAGAUAUGCAGAUUGGUAUACUUCGAGGGGAUAUCAUGUCAUUACUUUCACCCUUCCAAUGAUUGACAUUAUCGGUUACCAAGCCGGUGGCAAAGCCGAGCAGAACGUCGACAUGCUCGUUAAUCAUUUGGCGGAUUGGUUGGAAGAGGAGCAUGGGAAAAACCUGGUUUUUCAUACUUUUAGCAAUACCGGAUGGUUAAUGUAUGGAGCCAUUCUCGAGAAGUUCCAAAAGGAAGAUCCUUCCUUAAUGGAAAGGAUCACAGGUUGCAUUGUGGAUUCAGCCCCUGUUGCAGCCCCUGACCCACAGGUUUGGGCUUCGGGUUUCUCGGCCGCUUUUCUCAAGAAACAUAGCGUUGCGACAAAAGGAUUUGCAAGCUCGAGUGAAUCGGAUAUGGGGGCAUCAGUUGGAAAAAGUGAAGUCUCACAGCCCAAGCCUGCAGUAACUGAAGCUGCUUUGCUAGUAGUCCUAGAGAAGUUCUUCGAUGUGGUUUUGAAUCUUCCUGGUGUUAACAGGAGGCUUUCUGAUGUGCUGGGACUGCUGUCAUACGGACAACCUACCUGCCCACAACUAUAUAUUUACAGCUCUGCAGAUAGAGUCAUCCCUGCAGAUUCCGUGGAAUCGUUCAUGGAGAAGCAAAAGAGAUCGGGGCGUGAAGUUCGGGCGUGCAACUUUGUCUCGACACCACAUGUUGAUCAUUUUAGAAAUGACCCAAAUCUGUAUACAAGUCAGCUCAGCCAGUUUUUGGAGGGCUGUGUGCUCACUUGUGGCAAACAUUCAUAAGUACAUUGAAGCACUGACCAUAACCACAUUCUUUCAAUUUGUUCUUUCCAGAAAGGAAAAGCCUACAGUUCAUUGACUCACAAAGCUUGUAAUUGGAUAGAGACUGGUGAAUGAACUCGCCUUUAAAUACUCCAUGUUCGAUUAAGAAUGAUAUAUUCGAUUUAGAACAACUUUUUUUA